This is a messenger RNA of Colletotrichum aenigma, 621 nucleotides long. RefSeq lists its product as uncharacterized. NCBI's taxonomy places the organism in Eukaryota, Fungi, Ascomycota, Sordariomycetes, Glomerellales, Glomerellaceae. The transcript is spliced from 2 exons. The coding region runs from base 1 to 621 and encodes 206 amino acids. The record is from RefSeq and is a predicted model, not a curated record.
AUGGCGUCCAUCGGGAAUGUCCCUGGCAGCUUGUGGGAAAAGGCUUUCCAACUACUGGAUUCUGAUACACAAAAGGGAUUAGGUCCGUCCAAGACGAAUAGACGUGAUGUUCUGGUUAGUAUCGCCCCCGAGCCUCUGAAUCGAUCAUCUGGAUCAUUCGCUUAUUAUCAUUUCCCUGAACAGAGCGCGGUACUCCAAGAGGUCGAAAAAGCGAGGGAUUUGGCCCUACGGAAGAGAUGGAAGUUCACAAAGCCCAACGGCGACGUAGUGAUCGUUAGAGAUGUGAUGGAGAAGAUCGCAGGAUGGAUUCAACGUUUCAAGGAGACCGGCGAUGCGGCAGUGCAAUAUGACCCUGCUCAUGCUGCAUUGCCUUGGGCGGCAUUUAGGUUCUUGUUGCAAACCACAGUGUCUGAAGUUCAAGUAUUCACCGCAGUAGCCACAGACCUUGAAGACAUUGCUCGAAGACUCGCGAGGUAUCGCAUGAUCGAGAAGCUCCACGUGCGCGGGAUACAGUCCGAUAUAGAAAGGGAGGUAGAGCGCGCUUUGAUCCGCCUCUAUGCAGAGAUCCUGACCCACUUGAGCUACGCUGUGAGGUUCUACAGUAGAAAGAACAAUCAGUAA